Messenger RNA from Armigeres subalbatus, 1715 nucleotides. RefSeq names its product ribonuclease Oy (gene RNaseX25). Gene Ontology annotation, cellular component: extracellular region. The transcript has 2 exons. Lineage: Eukaryota; Metazoa; Arthropoda; Insecta; Diptera; Culicidae. Gene Ontology annotation, biological process: RNA catabolic process. Bases 299 to 1273 code for a protein of 324 amino acids. Gene Ontology annotation, molecular function: ribonuclease T2 activity; RNA binding. The record is from RefSeq and is a predicted model, not a curated record.
CAUUUUUAUUCGCUUGGUUUCAAGUCGCAGAAGGAAUACAUCAUCGGAUGUCAUUGAACAAAAGAAAGGACAAAAAACUAACAUUUGCAAAAUAAAACCAGUUUUACAACACUACAAUCGGUGACAACAAUCAUCAUUUGAUUGAAAAGUUAUUCAACCGUACGUGGCUGAUAAGAUAAUUGAAAGAAAAACGCAACGCUGCAGUGCGAAACAACAAUUUCAGUAGAAGAAAAAUUAUUUCUCUCCUCACACAUUCAAUGGGCAUGUGAAAGCCUUCGAGAAAACAGAAGGAAAACCGAUGGCGGAUAAAAUUUCUCCAAAUAUGAAAUUGGCAUUACUGGCGACAAUUUUGGUAUUUUUCUACCUGUAUGAUUGUACACGGGCUGACAGCUCAUCAGAAGAGGACAAUUCAACUUCAGACGAAGAUGUAAAUGAAGCCUUACUAGAGGAAGAUCCAGAGUUCGACCUACUUAUUUUCACUCAACGAUGGCCUAUAACGGCUUGCUAUGAGUGGCGGGAGAAGGGUCCAAGCAAUGAUUGUGGGCUGCCUUCAGCUCAGAAUAUUUGGACUAUCCACGGAAUUUGGCCUACAAAACUGAACACCAUCGGACCAAGUUUCUGUAACAAGACUGCAGUUUUUAACGUGACUGAACUGGAUGGAAUCGAGCAACAACUGGAGCAAUUUUGGAUAAAUGUCGAGAAAAAUAAACCUUAUGAUUCGUUAUGGCGGCACGAGUGGCUGAAGCAUGGAACUUGCGCCGCAGCCGUCUUGGUCCAGCUUAAUACGGAGAAUAAGUACUUUGGUCAGGGCCUAUCAUGGCUGCAGCAGCAUUCGAUGGCAGAUGUGCUUGGGAAAGGCGGAGUACUGCCUGGAAACAACUACACCGUGAUAGAGAUUCAUCAAGUUUUAAUGGAGCAGUUGCAGAGGAACGCCGCCAUAGAGUGCUAUCACGACAAAGCAACAAAACAUCAAUUUUUGAACGAGAUUCGCGUCUGUUUCAAUAAGUACUUGGAACUAGAAGAUUGUGAUGGAAUUUUGUUCGAGGAUGUUUUUAUCGAUCAACCUCAGGGUAAGCUCAUUACAAAUUGUAAUCUUAACAAACCGAUUAUCUACCCAGCAACGAUACCUUCAUUACGCAGUCAAAAAGAAAAUAAGUCACCCGAAAUUCUUUUAGAAGAGUAUAAACGAAAGAAAGCACAGGAGAAGAAAACAAUGAAAUUUUGGGUUAACAUCUACAAACUAAUUCAGUUGCUAAAGUGGGCGACAAUGUAAAUUACAGAUGAAGGCAUUUUUGCAUAGCUCAUCAAAAUCUUAUGUUUAGACAGCUCAUAUGACGAACAACUAACACGACCUAUCAUGUCAUCCUUAUUUUUUUUAUUUUGAUUACUUAGUUCCAUCUUUUUAACGAAAUUAAAACUGCUAAAGCUACAAUCAAUAAUAUUUGAUUAAGUAAUGAGGUAAUGAAGUUUAGUUUUGAACCUGGCAUCCGACAAAUAAUUUAAUCGGUCAUCAUAACAAGUGUUACUUUUUUAGCAUUGUAAAUAGUACCCUUAAUCGUAAUUAAAACGCCCUUAAAAGUGAAGCAACCCGAUUCUAACUACUCAUAUAAGGGAUUUUCUUUUUGAUCUUAAGUAAAUAUAAUAACAAAAUAAGUUGAAAUUUAGUUUUUUUCGUUUUUUUUCUUUUUGACAAAACCAAUAAAUAUUCCAAACCA